This is a messenger RNA of Apis mellifera (honey bee), 709 nucleotides long. Its product is annotated as probable serine/threonine-protein kinase DDB_G0279719. The transcript is spliced from 2 exons. The coding region runs from base 318 to 575 and encodes 85 amino acids. The record is from RefSeq and is a predicted model, not a curated record. Lineage: Eukaryota; Metazoa; Arthropoda; Insecta; Hymenoptera; Apidae.
ACCUUUCUCACGCCGUCGCCUAGCGACGUUACCAUGGAAUCCCCGAGUCCGAUUGAAAUUAUAUCCAUCGAUGUGCCUGACACUGUUCUGCGUAAGAAUAUGCAGAACGCAACGAAUGUGGCUUGUGUCACCUCACGUCACGUCGGCGGCGGCCUCGAGGAGGCGCGCGAGAAAUUUAUUAACGCUCUCGUCGCCGAGAACGGUAACGCCAAACAUAUAACAACCGCGAAGGCCGCGUAUCCAGGUCUCGCGAAACAGAUCAUCGCCACCGAAACCGGCGAGUCGCAGAUCCUCGACGAGGGUACAGCAAAACCUGCAUGCCUACUGUAAGACAGAUAAUUGACUGUCUUGUUGCUGCUCGACCCAUGCCAAUCCGAUGCGGCCCCUGCCUUACUGCUAAAUGUUCUAAUACUGCUACUAACAAUCGCGAUAGUAAUGGCGUUAGUAGCACGGCUAACAGCAACAACAUCGACAACUACAUCAACAACAACAAGAAUUUACACGCCUACGAGAACAUUCAAAGCUUUAGUAUACGCGAAAAUAUCCCUAUUGGUUGCGCAAUUAAUCGCGACUAGAAUUUUUGUUUUUGUGCAGUGCUGGGGAAGUUUGAUAAAUCUUUCCCAUAUAUCGAAUCACAAUUUAAAUUUUUGCUGAAAUUUGUUAGAAUAGAAAAAAUAAGUUUAUUAAAUAAUAUCUUUUUUUUAUGUAA